AUGGGUGUCCAGGGACUUUGGACUAUCGUUCAACCGUGCGCCCGACCCGUGAAGCUCGAGACACUCAACAGGAAACGACUCGCCGUCGAUGCGUCUAUUUGGAUUUACCAGUUCCUGAAAGCCGUGCGCGAUAAAGAGGGAAACGCGCUCCGCAACUCGCAUAUUGUUGGAUUCUUUCGCCGAAUAUGCAAACUCUUGUACUUCGGUAUCAAGCCCGUCUUCGUGUUUGACGGUGGCGCCCCUGUCCUGAAGCGACAAACCAUCGCGAACCGGAAAAAAAGGCGGGAGGGACGCAGGGAAGAUGCAGUGCAGACGGCUAGCAAGCUUCUGGCUGUGCAGCUGCAACGCACUGCCGAGCAAGAAAUAGCCAAGCGCAGGAAUCGAAGGCAGGAGCAAGUGGAGGAAGUCCCGGAUAAUCCUGUUUACGUUGAGGAGACGUUCAUGACUGAGAAUCAGAAACAACAGUCUCGGACGUUUCGGAAGAAAGAUGCCUAUCACUUGCCAGAUAUGCAGGUCUCCCUCCACGAAAUGGGAGCCCCGAAUGACCCACGUAUUAUGUCCCAAGAAGAGCUAGAAGAGUAUGCGCGGCAGUUUCACCAGGGCGAGGACAUCAAUCUUUACGACUUUUCGAAGAUCGACUUCGACAGUCCGUUCUUUCUCAGCCUUCCGGCUACCGACCGGUACAAUAUCCUGAAUGCCGCGAGACUCCGCAGUCGAUUGCGUAUGGGUUACUCUAAGGAACAGCUGGAUACUAUGUUUCCGGAUCGGAUGGCUUUCUCCAGAUUUCAGAUCGAGCGUGUUAAGGAAAGGAACGAUCUGACUCAACGCUUAAUGAAUAUCAACGGUAUGAACGGUGAUGAGGCAUUCUACAAUUCCGGCCAGCGUAUUGCUGGUGAGCGUGGAAAGGAGUAUGUGCUUGUACAAGACAAUUCGGUCGAAGGCGGCUGGGUACUAGGUGUUGUGGGCAAUAAGAACGAAGGCCGGGAAGAGAAGCCUAUCGAUGUUGAUCGAUACUUUCGCCAUGAAAUCACGCCAGAGCCCGAAGCUUCAGACGAAGAUGGUGGUUUUGAGGAUGUGCCCAUCGAGGGUCUUAACCGUCUUCCAAAGCUCUCAUUCCUUCAACCAGGCGUAUUUGACGAGUCGUUGAGACAGCACAUGCAAGGGUCCGAGGUGCAGGAUGCGGACGCCGAUGCCCUCUUUGUUCAAGACCAUGAUCAUGCUCAACGGCUUGACCAAAUCUUCGAGGGUGCUGCGGCAAGUGACGACGAAGACCUUCAACGGGCGAUCGAAAUGUCUCUACAGCCUACAGAUCAUAUGGACCACGACAUAGACAUGCCAGAGAUUCCUGUGAACCGGGUUCCUUCGCUAGAACCACCAAGCAAAAUGGCAGCUGAACCCACUGCAGAGAGCGACGAUGAAUUGGAUUUUGCAGCAGCUGUGGCUCAAUCGAAAAGGACCAAGGCGCCUCCCAAAGCCGCUGUAAGCCAUUCCUUCGAGGGCCCCCUACCUUUUGAAACCCUCAAAUUGAAGAAGCCUUCCAACGUCAAAAAACCGCAGCCCGUCGAACCAGAUGCCGGUGGCUUUGAAAAAGAACCCUCAAAGGAAGCCAAGGAAAGCGUGCCUCUUCCGCCCUGGUUUUCUGGACAGCAGCAAAACUCCGACUUUAUCGCCGAUCGAAAUGAUAAUGACUUGGAAAAUUACCGCGACAGUGUCAUGACGCCAGAUCAUUUGUUUUUGAGAGACCAUCGAUCGCCUAGUGUCAUAGACGUCGACAAAAUGCCUGAGAGCAAAGUCAUUGAUCUCGACCCAGAAUCAGAAGCCGAUGAAGCUACCCCGGGGCAGGCAGCAGAAGUGGAAGAAACUCGGACGCCCCCAAAAUCACCGGAUGUAGGGUCACCGAAAGCUGUGACCUCGCUAGGUUCUGAACGAGAUGCUGAGAUUUCGAAGCCCCUACAAUCGCGGGAUGUAGAGUCACCUAAUGCUGUGAUCUCGUUAGGUUCUGAACGAGAUGUUGGGAUUGCGAAGGACGAAGCGGAUGCCCUCGAGCAAAAGCUGACCGAUGGUAAGACACACGAGCGGUCUCUUUCGCCAGAGUUUGAAGACGUCACAAUGGAGUCGGAGAACCCCACCCCUGUUACAGCGAUACAACAGACUCCGGAAUUUGAAGACGUGACAAUACCGUUGGAGAAUGUAGUCGCCAGUGAAGGCGAGAAGUUUGAGCAAAUAUCGCCUGCGUUUGAAGACGUCACUAUACAAGAAGUGCCUAAUACGCUUUAUGAUCAGGCCGAGCUCAGUCAAACGAUUGAUAUGGACGAUGAAGGCUUCUCUGAUCCAGAAGACGAGGAGCUCAUGAGGCAGCUCGCGGCUGAGGGCGAGGAGCAUGUUCGGUUUGCGGCAACUUUGAAUUCUACUUCUCAAAAUGAAGGCACGUUCGAUUACGAGCAAGAGCUCAAGCAACUGCGCUCACAGCAGAAGAAAGACCGCAGAGAUGCGGAUGAGGUGACGCAAAUCAUGAUCACGGAAUGCCAGCAGCUGUUAAGUUUGUUCGGAUUACCGUACAUCACAGCGCCCAUGGAGGCGGAGGCGCAGUGUGCGGAACUUGUCUCAUUAGGGCUUGUGGAUGGCAUUAUCACUGACGACAGUGAUAUAUUCCUGUUUGGUGGAACUCGCGUCUACAAGAAUAUGUUCAACCAGAGCAAGUACGUUGAGUGCUACCUUACUACGGACUUGGAGAAGGAAUAUGCUCUCCAUCGGAGGAAACUGAUCAGCUUCGCCCACCUGCUUGGAAGCGAUUAUACAGAAGGCAUUCCCGGCAUUGGGCCAGUGACAGCCCUGGAGAUCCUGACCGAAUUCGGCGCCCUCGAGGAAUUUCGAGACUGGUGGACUCAGGUCCAGACAGGGGCCGACAUGUCCAACAGCAGCCAUGCGGCUUUUUACAAAAAGUUUAGAAAACAGGCCACGAAGAUCUUCCUGCCGCCCUCCUUCCCGGAUACGCGAGUUGACACAGCUUAUCUCGAGCCAGAAGCGGACAGGGACCCAUCGGCUUUCCAAUGGGGUGUGCCCGAUCUACAUGGGCUUCGGAAUUUCCUGAUGGCGACUAUCGGUUGGAGUCAGGAACGGACCGAUGAAGUACUCGUGCCUGUCAUUCGCGACAUCAACCAGAGGGAGCAAGAGGGAACUCAAAGUAAUAUCACGAGUUUCUUCAGUGGCCCCCAAGGAGCAGGAGCGUUUGCGCCACGCGUCCGUUCCGGCGGCCAGAGCAGAAUGGAAAAGGCUUUCAGCCGGCUCCGACGGGAGGCUGGAGCCGAUCAGGAUGCAGAGCAUCUUGAUGCCGGGGCAGAACCUAGCUCGAAGGAUCAGCCUGCCUCCCGGUCCCGUCGGAAGGGAAAGGGUACGGGGAAAGGUACCAAACGGGCAGCUGCACCACAGGACGCCGCAGAAAACGGCCUGGGCACUAUGAGUGGUACGAAGAGACGAGGCCGGAAGGCAGCAAAGACAUGA
Messenger RNA from Aspergillus mulundensis, 3501 nucleotides. RefSeq names its product ssDNA endodeoxyribonuclease RAD2. Lineage: Eukaryota; Fungi; Ascomycota; Eurotiomycetes; Eurotiales; Aspergillaceae. The coding region runs from base 1 to 3501 and encodes 1166 amino acids. The record is from RefSeq and is a predicted model, not a curated record. Gene Ontology annotation, cellular component: nucleus. Gene Ontology annotation, biological process: nucleotide-excision repair. The transcript has a single exon. Gene Ontology annotation, molecular function: DNA endonuclease activity; single-stranded DNA binding.